AUGGUUCGGCUGCCAAGGGCCCUAGAAUAUGGCUGGGCUAAUUGCCACCUGGGCUGUGUCCUCUGGCAGAAGAACCUACAAGAAAAAUUCUCCGGAGUCAGGGUGAGUGUCCGGACCCCACCCCGACUCCUGGACCUGGCGGGAACCAGCCUGCUGAGGGACAACGAGGCCUCGGCCGUCACUGCUCUGGAGUAUCUGCCCACCGAGCUCUUCCCGCCUCUGUUCGUGGAGGCCUUCUAUGGGAGACACGGCGAGACCCUGAAGGCCCUGGUGCAAGCCUGGCCCUUUGUCCGUCUGCCUCUGGGGGGCCUGAUGCACAUGCCUCAUGCAGGGACCUUCCAGGCAGUGCUGGAUGGGCUCUAUGUCCUGCUGGUCCAGAAGGCUCCCCCCAGGUGAAGGUGCAAACUGCAGGUCCUGGAUUUACAGAACACUGGCCAGGACUUCUGGAGCAUGUGGUCUGGAGCCAGGGACCAUGUGUGCCCAAGUUCACCCAUGGCAUCCCUGGCUGAGGACGUUUCAAGGACAGAGCAGCCCUUGGCUCCCUUGGAGGUGAUCACAGAACUUUGCCUCAAGGAAAGGACCCUGGAUGGAUUCCUCACCUGCCUCCUGAGGUGGGCGGAGCAGAGGAGAGAUUCCGUACACCUGUGCUGUAGGAAGCUGGGGACGCUUUCAGUGCCCUUGGGGAACACGAUGAAGGCCCAGAGUCCGGCGCAGCUGGACUGUAUCCAGGUGGUGGAAGUGAAUUCUGAGUGGCAGCUGUUCCCCCCGGGCGUGUUCGCUCCUCUCCUGGGCCAGACGACGAACAUGCAGAGACUCCACGUGUCUGUCUCUGAGGAGCAGGAGCUGCAACGUGUUGUCCAGUUUACCUCUCAGAUCCUCAGGCUGCACCACCUCUGGGAUCCCCAUCUGGAAUCUCCGUUUUCCCUCGAAGGCCGCCUGGACCAGAUGCUCAGGUGCCUGAUGACCCCCUUAGACAGCCUGGCAAUAAGUCACUGCUUCCUGGAGGAAUCAGACUGGGCCCACCUGUCCCGGUGCCCGAACAUCAGUCAGCUCAAGGCCCUGGAUCUGCCGGACUUCAACCCUGAGCCGCUCCAAGUUCUGCUGGAGAAAGUUGCAGCCACCCUCCAGGAAUUGAACUUGAAUCAGUGUGGGGUCAUGGACCCCCAACUCGAGACCGUCCUGCCUGCCCUGAGCCGCUGCUCCCAGCUCAGCGCCUUCAGCCUGUGUGGGAGCCCCGUUUCCCCGGCCGUCAUGGAGAAGCUGCCGAGUCACAUCGCCAGGCUGCCCAGUUUGAGUCAGGAGGGGUCCCCUGCCCCUCGGGAGACUUACAGCUGUGCUGGAGUUCCCCUCAGAGGGAGACUUACCCGGCUGCAGGCUGAGCUGCUGGAGAUUCUGAGAGACCUGGGACGUCCCAGGACCAUCUGGCUUAACUCCAUCCCCUGGGCUCCCUGGUGCUAUAGGGAAUUCUCGCACACAGAAAUCAUUGAAUACCCCCACCUAGUUGGUUGCAUCUGUCAAAAGUUUUCUUCUGGGUGCUUGGAAACUGAAAUCUAG
Vicugna pacos (alpaca) is the source of this 1554-nucleotide messenger RNA. NCBI's taxonomy places the organism in Eukaryota, Metazoa, Chordata, Mammalia, Artiodactyla, Camelidae. The record is from RefSeq and is a predicted model, not a curated record.